AUGGGAGGUGGACGAAUGCAAGAGGUUGAAAAAUUACUUUUGGAAGCACGAAUGACGAAUGCAAGAUUGAUGGAAGAUAAUGAGAGUUUCCAAUUACUUUUACAAGAAAAGACGUUGAACGGCGAUUUCUCGAAAGAGCAUUUCGAAUACAUGGGCGCAUCUUCAAACGCUGACGCGCUGAAUGCUCUUGAGGGGCGAUCACCAGGAGCUUCUCUUGCAGACGAGCUUUCUAAACUUAACGACAAUGAAGGCGAGAAUGAUCAAUCCCGUCCACCGGUGAAGGCGAGUUGA
Messenger RNA from Sclerotinia sclerotiorum 1980 UF-70, 291 nucleotides. RefSeq lists its product as hypothetical. The record is from RefSeq and is a predicted model, not a curated record. The coding region runs from base 1 to 291 and encodes 96 amino acids. NCBI's taxonomy places the organism in Eukaryota, Fungi, Ascomycota, Leotiomycetes, Helotiales, Sclerotiniaceae. The transcript has a single exon.